Messenger RNA from Salarias fasciatus (jewelled blenny), 2424 nucleotides. It is a transcript of the gene ptgs2b, whose product is annotated as prostaglandin-endoperoxide synthase 2b. The record is from RefSeq and is a predicted model, not a curated record. Gene Ontology annotation, cellular component: cytoplasm; neuron projection. Bases 1 to 1827 code for a protein of 608 amino acids. Gene Ontology annotation, molecular function: heme binding; oxidoreductase activity, acting on single donors with incorporation of molecular oxygen, incorporation of two atoms of oxygen; peroxidase activity. The transcript has 10 exons. Lineage: Eukaryota; Metazoa; Chordata; Actinopteri; Blenniiformes; Blenniidae. Gene Ontology annotation, biological process: cyclooxygenase pathway; response to oxidative stress.
AUGAACAGACUCACAUUUACUGUUUUCCUGUUGGCACUGGGUUUUCUUGUCUGCGAAGGAGGUAACCCAUGUUGCUCAGAGCCAUGCCAGAACAGGGGUGUUUGCACAGCAAUGGGCUCAGAUAAUUAUGAGUGUGACUGCACACGUACAGGCUAUUAUGGACAAAACUGCACAACUCCUGAAUUCCUCACCUGGAUCAAAGUAUCCCUGAAACCAUCGCCCAACACCAUCCACUAUCUCCUCACACAUUUUAAAGGCUUGUGGAACAUCAUCAACAGCAUCUCAUUUCUGAGGGACGGCAUCAUGAGAUAUGUGCUGACAUCUCGAUCCCACUUCAUUGACAGUCCUCCAACCUUUAAUGCGGAUUAUGGUUACAAAAGCUGGGAAGCCUACUCCAAUCUUUCCUACUAUACACGUACCCUCCCCCCUGUGCCAGAGGAUUGCCCAACACCUAUGGGAGUAGUAGGUAAAAAGGAACUGCCCGACAUAAAAGUUUUGGCUGAAAAACUCCUGAUGAGAAGGCAGUUUAUUCCGGAUCCACAAGGCACCAGCUUGUUGUUUGCAUUUUUUGCACAGCAUUUUACACACCAGUUCUUCAAAUCUGAUAUGAAGAGAGGACCUGCUUUUACCCAGGCUAAGGGUCACGGGGUGGACCUAAACCACAUUUAUGGAGACAACUUGGAGAAACAACACAAGCUCAGACUCUUCAAAGACGGCAAACUCAAGUAUCAGAUUCUGGAUGGAGAGGUUUACCCUCCAACAGUGAAGGAAAUUGGCGUGGACAUGCACUAUCCUCCUCAUGUCCCAGAAUCCCACCGCUUCGCUGUUGGCCACGAGGCCUUCGGUCUGGUCCCGGGUCUGAUGAUGUACGCCACAAUCUGGCUUCGUGAACACAACAGAGUGUGUGACGUGCUGAAGGAGAUUCACCCUGACUGGGAUGAUGAGAGGCUUUUCCAGACCACACGGCUCAUCCUGAUUGGCGAGACCAUCAAGAUUGUGAUUGAAGACUAUGUACAACAUUUGAGUGGAUACAACUUGAAGCUCAAGUUCGACCCUGAGCUGCUUUUUAACCAGCGUUUCCAGUACCAGAACCGCAUCGCAUCUGAGUUCAACACCUUGUACCACUGGCACCCUCUGAUGCCCGAUAGUUUCCACAUUGAGGAGAAAGAUUACAGCUACAAGCAGUUUGUCUUCAACACCUCUGUUGUGACAGAGCACGGCAUCAGCAACCUUGUGGAGUCAUUCUCCAAACAGAUUGCUGGACGGGUUGCCGGCGGUAGAAAUGUCCCAGGAGCUGUCUUGUACGUGGCCAUGAAGUCCAUCGAGCACAGUCGGCAAAUGCGAUACCAGUCGAUGAAUGCCUACCGGAAACGGUUUUUCCUGAAACCCUACAGUUCAUUUGAAGACUUAACAGGCGAGAAAGAAAUGGCCUCUGUGCUGGAGGAGAUGUACGGGCACAUCGACGCCGUGGAACUCUACCCUGGCCUGCUGGUGGAGAAACCUAGAACCAACGCUAUCUUCGGGGAGACGAUGGUGGAGAUGGGGGCGCCUUACUCCCUCAAGGGCUUGAUGGGAAACCCAAUCUGCUCCCCUGAAUACUGGAAACCGAGCACAUUCGGAGGCAGCGUGGGAUUCAGCAUCGUCAACACUGCGUCCCUGCAGAAGCUUGUCUGCAAUAACGUGCGGGGUCCCUGUCCUUUGGCUUCCUUUCAUGUGCCAGAUGUUAAAGAGACGGGCUCCAUGAUCAUCAACUCAAGCACGUCACACUCGGGCGGCAGUGAUAUCAACCCCACUGUCAUUUUGAAAGAAAGAACUACUGAGCUCUAAUUUUUCAACAAAUAUUUUUAUUAGGUUAUAAAAUAAUAUUUAUUUAUUUAUUUUAUAUUUAUUCUAAUGUUAUUUAUAGUAUACUAUAAAAAUUAAAAAAACAUAUUUUCUGUGUAAUUCUGCUCAUAUUUGUAUUUGUUUCAUUUGGUUUUUACAAAGAAAGUCUUAUGUUUAUUUAUUGAGAGAUUCAUUGUAUUGUAAGUUAUUGUCACAAAAAUAACCUCAGUCACUGCAACUUGAUACUUGAAUACUAGUUUACAGUUUUGACUCUGCAUUUAUGUGCCUUACACUCUAAAUGUUUCCUGAGUUUAGCUGUUACACUUCUAUUUAUGUACAUGGACUUAAAUGCUUUUCAAGUACACAUCUGUAGAGGCUUAUGGGGUCCAGUGUAGUGGCGCAGUUUAGUACUGACAUUCACAAAUACUGUGUUGAAUUUAUUUCAGACAUAUGAAAAAACAUUCCUACUUUCUAUCUGUGGAUUGUGAGGGUAAUUUAAAAUGCUAAGAACUUUUAGAAGUGCCUUGUUCCAUAGAAAUUGUUGUAUUCAAUGCCUGCUGACUUGAAAAAUGAAUCACAAUAAAAGCUGAGCAGAAAUGA